AUGACACAGGCUGCCUCCUGGCUUUGUCUGCACUCACUUCUCUAUUGACAAUGCUGAUCUUAUGAAACUAGUGACUUGGAGCACUGACUGGCUGCCUGUUUUUCAUUCUGACGCACUUUGCUUUAUACAUUUGAUACAUCAUAGACUAACAGUGACACACCAGAAGACUUAUUUAGAGAAAAGGACUCUUAAAAUGUCAGGCAAAAACGUUCUGAUUGUGUAUGCUCAUCAGGAGCCAAAGUCAAUGAACGGUUCAUUAAAAAAUACUGCAGUUGAUGUCCUGAGUAAAAUGGGAUGCAGAGUUACCAUCUCUGACUUGUAUGCUAUGAAUUUUAAUGCAGCAGCAACCAGAAGCGAUAUUACAGGAGACCUAUGUAAUCCUCAGCAUUUCAGCUAUGGAGUUGAAACAAUGGAAGCUUUUAAGAAUGGAUGCUUAUGUGAGGACAUACUUAAGGAACAGAAUAAAAUUCAUGAUGCUGAUCUUGUCAUCUUACAGUUUCCAUUGUACUGGUUCGGCUUACCUGCAAUCAUGAAGGGCUGGAUUGAUCGAUGCUUUGUACAAGGUUUUGCCUUUGACACCCCAGGUUAUGAAACUGGAUUACUGAAGGGUAAACGAGCGUUACUUUCAUUUACGACUGGUGGAACAGAACAUAUGUUCAGUAAAGAAGGCAUAAGUGGUGAUAUCCGCUACCUUCUUUGGCCUAUUCAGCACGGCAUAAUGCACUUCUGUGGAUUUGAAGUCCUUGCUCCUCAAAUAUCCUAUGCACCAGAGAAUGUGAGUGAAGAAAGAAGAAAAGAAAUGCUGAACAAUUGGACUCAAAGACUAGAAAACAUUUGGCAUGAAAAUCCAAUAGAUUGUACACCGCCUUGGUACUUCCACUAGAUGGUUGGCGAAACAACAUAAUCAGUUUUUCUGCUUGAAAAGUAUUAACCUUUCCUCAGUGCUAUUGCUCUUUAGGGCCUUGGAUCAUGAGCAGAAGAAAGUGAUCAGGUUCCCAUGUUGUAAAUGAACCAGCCAAACUGUAUAUUGCAGUAAAAUUCAAAUUAUUGUUAUUAUUAUUAUUAUUAUUAUUAUUAUUAUAUGGAUGCCAUUAAAUAUUCUUUAUUGUAUUAGAAUAAUGUAAUGACAAACAAAACUCUGUCGAUUUUCUGCAUACGUAUCUAAUAAACGUCCAAAUAGUAGCUAUGUAAAAACAUAGAAAGAAUAGUUACCUACUACUCUGCUUUCCAGAAAUUGCUAUAAUUUGCAAUUCAUAGAAGGCAGCAUGUCAUUUCCUAUCAAUUUAAAGAGCAUCUGUCAGCAUAAUUAAUCCUAGUAAACCAGGGAUACUCCCUUGCUGGUACGUUGAUCAUGCUGUGACAUAUCUGUUGCAGUAAUCAGAUAUAUAGUAGAAAUUUGUACCUUUUUUGUAUGCCAAUAUGGUUCUCGGAGCACUGUGGGGCUGGUCUAGCCCCUCAGAGCACCACUUCAGCUCUUCCUCUACCCGGCAUCCUCACUGUUUAGGCCGGGCACUGAAAUCCCAUCCAUGUGCCAGAGAGAGUACAGUCAGCGCAUGCGCAUUUCAGAUCUCAAAACGGGGAGCCUGCUUUAAAGAUCUGAACUGCGCAUGUCUCAUCUGUACUCUCGAUGGAUCUUAGAGCAGGGACAGCUGUCACUACUUUGAGAUUCGAUCUGUGCAUGUGAUGACUGUACUCUUACCAGUGCAUUCUCAAGAUUUUACAGCCAGGCAUCUGAAAAGCAAAGAUUCUUGGCCCAGUCAAUCAGUAUGGGAGAGGAAGUGGCGACUGGGGCAUUGAGGAGGUGAAGCGAUGCUAGGCUAGGCCCAUUCCUUGGUGAUCUGAGCACUUAAUUUACAUAAAAAUAAAAGUACACAUUUCUGUAAAGUGACACCUAUGAUUGUGUCAUUGCACUCAGCAUGAUCAACUCAGCAUACUGCCUGGUUUAUUAGGGUUUAUGAUGCUGGCAGCUGGUCUUUAAUAAUUUGCUAAAUUAGUCAUUUUCUGCACCUCUUUGACAAAUAGUGAUGAGCGGCAGGGGUCAUAUUCGAAUUUGCAAUGCCCGGAAAGCUGUCCGCAUGGCGAUCCCCAAGAUGGCACCGACGGAUGACAUUGAAACCUACCUGGCGAUGUUCGAGAAGGUGGCCGUGAGGGAGAGUCUACCCCGGGACCAGUGGGCUGAGGUCAUCCCACCGUUCCUGGCAUCAGGACCCCAACAGGUUUACUUUGCUUUACCGGAUGAGCAAGCGGCAGACUACUAUAAGGUCAAGGGUGAGAUCCUGGCGAGACUGGGGGUGAAUGUGUUAGUCCGGGCCCAGCGGGUGCAUCAGUGGGGGUUUAACCCGGCUGAGCCAGCAAGACCCCAGUAUUAUAAUUUGCUGCAUUUCUUGCAAAAAUGGCUACCACCUGACGUACUGAGUCUCACUGCUAUGCUGGACUGUAUUGUAGCUGAGAAAUUCUGGAGGGCAUUGCCACCACCCCUCCAGCGCUGUGGAGAUGGUGGACCUAGUCGAACGGUAUGGGGCUACUGAGGAACUCCAGGGGGAACGGUGUAACAAAAUCCAGAAAAUCCAUUCCCCACCCCAGACCCAGUGGCCUGAGCUGAGAAAGACCGCACGGGAUGUGCCCUUUGGGAAUCGGAACCUGAUAAUCUGCUGGCGGGGUCAUGAGCCCGGCCAUAUACGGGCCGACUGUCCCCACCUGGUCGAGCCCAUGGACGUAAACUUUGGGUAUCAAGACUCAUGGUAUGCCAGAAGGGUCGGUGCGUUAGACACUCCAGAAACUCUCAAUAACGAACCUUUGUGUCAGGUGGAGGUGGGAGUCACUCCCGUGGUGGUUGUGCUGGACUCAGGGAGUCGGGUGACCCUUGUGAGGGCUUUCCUGGUGCAACCCACCGAGUUUACAGAACGGAAAGUCGGGGUGCUCAGCAUGCAUGGAGAUUUAAAGGAGUACCCCACUGCUCUGGUGUACCUAAGCACGUGUGUCGGCAGGCAGAUCCAUGAGGUGGCCGUAACCAACAGCAUGCACUAUAAAGUGAUACUAGGAAGAGACUUUACGUUGUUCCCAGCCCUGUGGCUGGCCGUUGUACAUACUGAUCCCCGGGAGAUAGGGAAAGCUCCAGUAGCGAGGCCUGGCCUAGUUGUGUUAGAACACCAGAAACCCAAGGUAGAGGGGCCCACGGUAGGUCCAGUGGGUGAGGGGGAGACAAUCCCACUGAAUAGGAUAGGUAGGGAGCAUAGGAAGAUAGCUCAGCCAGCCCAGAAUCGGGCCUAUAAUCGAGCAUCUGGGGUCCGUAACUGUAGCCAGGGAGAUCCGGUUUUGGUUUUUGGGCCUCCUGCCGACAGUAAGUUCCUCGCUAGGUAGCAGGGGCCCUACAAAACAUCGUAGAAAGUUGGAGACACAAAUUACAAGGUACGCCAGCCAGGUCGGCAAAAGCUGAGGCAGGUCUACCAUGUCAAUUUACUAAAACCUUGGAAGGUUAGGAAGACCUGUACUGAGAACAGCCCGCGGCUGUUCUAGGAGAAGAGAUUCCGGUCCCUCUGCUACAGGGGAAGCGGCUGCCACAGAAAAGAUUACUGACAGCCUUUUCCGCUAAACAGACUCAGGGGGCCAGGGAGUUUGUUAGUCGGAACACGGAUGUAUUCUCUGACCUCCCUGAACGCCCUUCCGUAACCCACCGUGAUAUUGUCACUGAGCCCCAGGCAAAAGUCUGGUUAAAGCCGUACCGUGUGCCCGUGGCUCGGUGGCAAGCCAUCUCUGAAGGAGUAAUAUGCGCUUGGCUGCAGCCUGUCACCACCUGGACAAAGAGAAAAAUUCCCGGGUCACCAGAUGGCUCUGGUCACUGCAGAACUUUGAGUUCACGGUGGAGCACAGAGCAGGCCGGUUGCAGGGAAACGUGGAGGCACUGUCCCAGGUGCACUGUUUAUGCAUGUGUUCACCCCCUUAAGGUUGAACAAAGGGUAAGGUAUGUGACACAGUAAAGGGAAUUGUAUGUGGAGGCAGGUAUUUUCCUCCCAGUAUGUGCUGCUGGACUAAUUAGCAGUCAGGUAAGGUCAAACAACGGACUGGAUCGCCUUUAAAAGACAGCUGGGUUCAUGCAGAGGGGAUUUCUGUAUUGGGAUCUGAGGCUUGUGCCGGGAAGGAGGGCUGAGACCCAUAUGAGGGGAAACAGGCUGACUAAAGCCUGCUGAUGGACUCUUGUUGGCAGAACAGGCCACAUGGUGUGAACUGACACCAAUACUGCAAGGUGACCUUUUUGCUUGAAAGUGUUUUUUUUUGUUCUGUGAACUUUCUAACGUGUGAAUAAACACUGAACUUCUGAUAGAUGGAUAUCAGAUAGAUAGACUGACAUAUAGGUAUGCAUGGAUAGAUAUUAGAGAUAAAUUGUUACAGUAUGAGGAUAUGUAACACACCAGAGUGAUGUUACCACUUCUGCACCUUGCUUAUAUCUUUUAUGGUCUAACCUUUAUGUCACCUAUAUAUUUAUUUCCAGGUCACUCAACACUGUGCAUUUAUAAUAUUGUUAUGUAACUGUUCAUUUCAUGUGCCUGGUUCACCAGCAGGUGGCAGCGUUUCUGGCAGAGCUAUCUUAGAUAGAAUGGAACUUACCAUUCCAUCCCCCCAGAGAGAAGUAGGCUAGUCCUACUUCCUGCAAGAAGGGUGGGGACCAAUUAGAGUUAGUUUAGUUUACCCCGUGCAAGGGGAAGGCUGUGCAGGGGCACGUCUUUACUGGCCCACUCCAGCCAGAGCACCUUAAGCUCUGCUGGCCAUGCAGGCAGAAGCCUAAAGCCUCAGGAGCCAGGAGUAAAUUUCCUUGGCUUACGAUAAGAACGGCUAAAAAGUGAAGUGCAUCAUAAAGAAGAAGCCAAGUUAUUCAAUCAGCUUGUCAGUACAGCAGAGUGAGAGAAGGAUAGAGCAGAGUUGAGUUUGCCUGCCAGUUUAAUGCUAAAUCCUGCUAGAACCAAGACAAAACCUGUGAAAUGCUUGAAGAAAUGUUUAUUAAAAGUAAA
This is a messenger RNA of Bufo gargarizans (Asiatic toad), 5006 nucleotides long. RefSeq names its product N-ribosyldihydronicotinamide:quinone reductase 2 (gene NQO2). Lineage: Eukaryota; Metazoa; Chordata; Amphibia; Anura; Bufonidae. Bases 62 to 883 code for a protein of 273 amino acids. The record is from RefSeq and is a predicted model, not a curated record. Gene Ontology annotation, molecular function: NAD(P)H dehydrogenase (quinone) activity. Gene Ontology annotation, cellular component: cytosol. The transcript is spliced from 6 exons.